Molecule: messenger RNA, 1680 nt
Organism: Pyricularia grisea
Lineage: Eukaryota; Fungi; Ascomycota; Sordariomycetes; Magnaporthales; Pyriculariaceae
Exons: 2
Coding region: 1-1680 (559 amino acids)
Molecular function (GO): monooxygenase activity; heme binding; iron ion binding
Source: RefSeq, a predicted model, not a curated record
AUGCCACGCCAAAACUUCUUCCUCGUCGGGUCCGAGUCGGAUCAUGUCACGCUAGACAUUUCCGGCACAGAGGACCUUGAGGAUCUCAAGCGGGAUCUGGCCAGCGCCUUUUCCAUAUGCAAUCCAAAAACGGUUUCGUUCCACGAUGCCCAAGGCACAGCCGAGCUGGCCUCGGCCAAAAGCAUUCUGGAUCACAGCGGCUUGGUCGGCAUCAAAGUUAGCGGCAAUGCGGUGCGGUCACCGUACGGGCCUCGGGAGCUCCCCUUUGUCGGCCACCAUUUCCAGUUGUACCCGGAUUACCUGGGCAACAUCGAUCGGUUGUUUGAACGAUACGGCAGCGUUAUCAAGACGGUCAACAUGGGCACGACCACCUACUUAACCAACGACCCGCUGGUUUCCGAGGCGGUGCUGAGCGAAAGCCCGUAUUUUACAAAGACUACAUCAGACCCGGGUCACCCGCUCUUCUUUAUGCAAAACCAGACGGCGUUGUUUACCUGCGACACGACGUCGCCGGCGUUUAAAGUAUCACACAAGUUCGUGCCGCCGUCCCUGGCGCCGCGGGCGGUACGCUGUUACAUAGGUAUCAUGCAGCGGGCCAUCGAGCAGUCCUACGGUGUCUUCGAUGAGCUGGACGCCAACGGCAAGGCAUUCAACGUGUACCAGUACAUGUUUAAAAUGGCGGGUCAAAUCAUUUACCGUGUUGUGCUGGGACUCGAUGUGGGUCAUUUCACGACGAUGGAUACGCGCCCGCACCGGAUUAUAGUUCUGCUGGGCGAGUACAUGCAGCUCAUGAAAAAGACGUCACUGCAACCAAGAUGGUAUCGCUAUCUGCCUUUUGGGGAGCACCGGCGCGUCGGGGAAAUGCGCCAACGCAUCUUCGCGCUUAUCCAGCGCGCCAUGGACGAAGCGCCGAUUGCCGAGGACGGCGGAGCCGACCUGCCGAUGCAUGAGGCGGCGGUGCGGGCGUCGUGCGUGGCCGACUACCUGCGGCGGGCCGUCGACGAAGAAGGAAAUAAACUGCCCAAAGAAUACCGGCUGUCUAACACGGUGUCUUUGGUCGGCGCGGGCUUUGUCACCAGCGCCUCGCUGCUCUCGUGGCUGCUUUAUUCCCUUACGCAUUACCCCGGCCACCAGGAGCGACUGUUGCAAGAGCUGGUGGACCACGCGCCACCGCCGGAUGAGGCGUGGGACUACGAUGUCGUGACAUCUCUGCCCUUCCUCGAUAGUUUCGUCAAAGAAACGCACCGCAUGCAUAACCCAUCUUUCCAAACGGCACGCAACGUCAAAGCAGAUGUCGUCCUGCCGGGCGGCUGGCUGGUGCCGGCCGGGUCCAUCGUGAUUCCGCCUUUCCCUUCGUUGCACAAAAGUCCGGACCAAUGGGAAAACCCGGGCCGCUUCGACCCGGAUCGCUGGCUCGACGGCCGCGACCAGCCGCGCCGCCACCGUAUGGCCUACACGCCCUUCGCCGCCGGGCCCCGCGGUUGCAUCGGAUACACCCUCGCCACCCUCGAGGCCAAGCUGUGCAUAGCGAACCUGGUUCACCGUUACGAGUUCGUCGACGCCAGCCGCGAGCCCGUGGAGUACGACCCCGAGUUCCUCGUAAUCCGUCCGCUUAACUUUUACGUCCGCGCCCGGCGACGCAGCAACUGGCCGCCCAAAUCUGCAUCGACGGCGUCCUAG